Strongylocentrotus purpuratus (purple sea urchin) is the source of this 1545-nucleotide messenger RNA. RefSeq names its product thiosulfate sulfurtransferase. Bases 566 to 1480 code for a protein of 304 amino acids. Gene Ontology annotation, molecular function: thiosulfate-cyanide sulfurtransferase activity. The transcript is spliced from 4 exons. Lineage: Eukaryota; Metazoa; Echinodermata; Echinoidea; Camarodonta; Strongylocentrotidae. Gene Ontology annotation, biological process: transsulfuration. Gene Ontology annotation, cellular component: mitochondrion. The record is from RefSeq and is a predicted model, not a curated record.
UCUCUCUCUCUCUCUCCGAUCGAGCCUGCCAACUUAAAUUCCUCUCAACUCAAGUCUGACGGCGUAUUAUGGUCGACGUUCACAGCGUGUCAACAGUUACUGUGAACGUAUGCAGGUUGGACAAACAUUUACGGCUUGUGCUACUUAACAAUAGCGAGCCUGUAUAAUAUGCAAUUCGAAUUCUGGCCAUUGGAAUAUAGCCUAACAUGUUAUUCGUACCAGGUGAAUGCAUGAAAUCUUUUGUAACGAGGUACUUAACAAAGAUUUGUUCAUUAAAUUUGAUUAUAUUACGAAAAUAGCCUAUUGUGAAGCUCUUUGGGGUGCGAGGAAAAUGCUCUACACAAUGUUUAUCACCUGGAUACACUGUCUGGAUUGGAGGUGGGUGUGACUGAGGUUUAACAUAACAGUGAGAUAAGUGAAGACGCACAAUCGCGCUGGGCAAACACAACUUGUAAACAGAUAAAAGGACAUACAUAAAUGAUCUGUCUGAUAUGCAGUGCCAGCCUCUUCUUUCGCUCAUUUGCUAUACACACUAUUCAGUGCACAAAACUGAAUCAGUCUAAACAUGGCUGCAUCCGCACCGCUGGUGAGCACAAAAUGGUUGAGCGAUGCUCUAGGUGAACAAACUUCGCCGUCGUCAUCGUUAUCAUCGUCGACGUCAUGCACACUACGUGUGAUCGAUGCCACGUGGCUGGGUAUCAUGACCGAGGGCCGAGACGCCUACCAGACCGAACACGUACCUGGGUCGGUCCAUUUCGAUCUCAACCAGUGCCGAGAUAAAACUUCCCGCCUUGAAUUCACACUCCCGUCCGCCGAAAACUUUGCAAAGUACGUCGGUGAGCUCGGCAUCGACAACGAGACCCACGUCAUCGUGUACGAGAAUGACCCAAUAUUCCGUAUGAUGUCAGCACCGCGGACAUGGUGGAUGUUCAGACUGUUUGGUCAUGAUAAGGUGUCGGUUCUGGAUGGAGGAUUAAAGCAGUGGAAGGAAGAUGGUUACGCAGUCGAGAGCGGGGACGAGUCGGUGGUCGACCAGCGGGUUUUCUCGGCAAAGCCGGCUAACCCCAGUCUCCUCAAGAAUUUCGAUGAGGUUUUGGAAAACCAGAAGACGGAUAAUUUCACUUUGAUUGAUUGUAGGCAACCGGAAUGGUUCGACGGCAGUAUGGAUUCUAUUUGGCCUAACUUGCCGUUGGGGUACAUCCUGAAGUCGAUCAACGUUCCUUUCAGCAGCAUGGUCCGUAGUGAUAGCGACCGCAUGGUAGCGCGGGAAGACAUUCUCAAACUUUUUCAAUCGGCGGGUAUCGAUCUCACACAGCCUCUCGUUAGCUCGUGUUUCGUGGGCAUCAGCGCGUGCACGAUCGCGCUCGCGGCCUACGUGGUCGGGAAGGAGGACGUGGCGAUCUACGACGGAUCGUGGGACGAGUUCUGCAAGAGCGCUCCGAAGGACUCGCAUGUCAUCAUCCCGGCUCCAAAGUUGUAAGAUAUCCCGAUUAGUCGCGUAGCACCGCGAGGGGCGGGGGGAAUGUUUACAGAGGCUCAUCUGAU